Wasmannia auropunctata (little fire ant) is the source of this 300-nucleotide messenger RNA. RefSeq names its product DNA polymerase delta catalytic subunit-like. Gene Ontology annotation, molecular function: 3'-5'-DNA exonuclease activity; nucleotide binding; DNA binding. The annotation marks the transcript as partial. Gene Ontology annotation, cellular component: delta DNA polymerase complex. The record is from RefSeq and is a predicted model, not a curated record. NCBI's taxonomy places the organism in Eukaryota, Metazoa, Arthropoda, Insecta, Hymenoptera, Formicidae. Gene Ontology annotation, biological process: nucleotide-excision repair, DNA gap filling; DNA replication proofreading; base-excision repair, gap-filling. The transcript has a single exon.
AGCGUUACCGCUUAUGGACGUACCAUGAUAGAACGAACGAAGCAAGAGGUGGAGGAUCGCUUUCGAAUAGAAAAUGGAUAUAAAAACGAUGCGAUAGUCAUAUAUGGCGACACUGAUUCCGUGAUGGUUAAGUUUGGCGUGAAAGCUAUAGAAGAUGCAAUGGAACUCGGUAAAGAGGCGGCCGAUUACGUGACGUCGAAAUUCAUCAAGCCUAUAAAAUUGGAGUUUGAGAAAGUGUAUUUUCCGUAUCUCUUAAUCAACAAGAAACGUUACGCUGGCCUGUAUUUUACGAAACCGGAU